AUGGCAUCUCUAAUGGAACGCCAGGAGAGGAGGUCUGUAGAGGCAUCUUCCAUGUUAGAGCAGUCAUCUUUGAUUCGGGAAUUCCAGAGAGUAUCGCUUGCCACCUUCACACUUAAGGGAGAAGCAGAGUUGUGGUGGCAGUCAGUUAAGAAGGAAGCUGGGCUGAGUAUGGUUUGGAGUUGGAGCAUGUUCAGCAACAAGUUCGACCAAAAGUAUUUUCCUGAUAGUGUUCGAGAAAAAAUGGUGUCUGAAUUUAUAUCUCUGGAGCAAGGAGCUUUAUAUGUGGCCCAGUACGAGGCUAGAUUCAUUGAGCUGUCUCAUUUUGCAUCGAAUUUGAUUUCGACCUCCAAUAUGAAAGCUCGUAAAUUUGAGAUGAGAUUUCAUCCUAGCUUGAGGAGUAGGGUAGUACCUUUACGACUCCCUACAUUUGUGGAGAUGACGGACCAAGCUAAGAUCAUAGAAGCGGAUUUCGAAGAGAUGAACAAGACUCAUGAUCAGCCGCUUCGAAGACAGGAUAAUAGGAACAAGAGGAAGGGAGGCCCAACCCAGCAUGUUCGUCCAUCGAAAAAGCUCGUUAGGCAAGGAUCAGCCAUUCAGGAACCCUAA
Molecule: messenger RNA, 606 nt
Organism: Magnolia sinica
Lineage: Eukaryota; Viridiplantae; Streptophyta; Magnoliopsida; Magnoliales; Magnoliaceae
Exons: 2
Coding region: 1-606 (201 amino acids)
Source: RefSeq, a predicted model, not a curated record